ACUCGCUCCGACCCAAGGCGGAGAGAGCGACGCGCUAAAUGUAAACAGAGUCCCGGUGGGGAGGCACCAGGAAGGAGGCGCCGGGAAAGGCUUCCCAGACGUGACGUCCGGGAAGCCCGCCUAAGGAUGAAGGGCGUGAGAAGGGAUCCCAAUCACCUCUCGGCUUCCUCCAGAGGCGAGAGCCCUCGUCGCGACCCCUCCCCGAACCCGGACUCCGGGAGGACGAGCCCCCGGGGCCCAGGCGCGGGCUUUCGCAGCGAGCCCGCGGACUCACCGGCGGCGCUGAAGCCGAAGCCGGCGGGGACCGGCGACUGUUCUGCGAGCUCCAGGCGGAUGACAACCAGUGACACACUCAUAGGGCAGGCGCUGGCCGGCGCGGGCCCCGGCGGGCUCAGGCGAGGCUGGGAGGAGAGCCUUGAGGCCGAGCAGCCCGGGGAGGGCUGCGCCGUCGCCGCCUCAGAGCCGCCGUCGCCGCCUCAGCAGCAGCAGCAGCUCCGCGAGCAACCCUCGGGGCCACAACAAGCUGCACUUCCGCCUCCCGGCCUCCGUCGCCGACCCGUGAGGUUACGCAUGCGCGGACCAGCGCGCGCUCUGAUUGGGUGCGGACGCAGCCACGUGGCUGGCGUGUCUACGCGAAGCCUUGGCCCCAACAUGUGCCUAAGGCGGCUUAUGCAGUCCUCCCAGCUCCAGCAGGCCUGGAGGGUGGCCUUCCUGAAACAUGUCCAGGGCAGGCACCAGGGAGCCCAGCGAUGGACACAUCCUGGAGGCAGCACCUACAGAGCGGUGAUUUUUGACAUGGGUGGAGUUCUCAUUCCUUCUCCAGGGAGAGUGGCCGCAGAAUGGGAGCUACAGAAUCAUAUCCCUUCCGGAACUAUAGUGAAGGCCUUGAUCUCAGGUGGCGAAAAUGGGCCCUGGAUGAAAUUUAUGAGAGCAGAGAUAACAAGAGAAGAUUUCUUACAAGAAUUUGGGAGACUUUGCUCUGAAAUUUCGAAGACCUCCGUGCCCGUGGACUCCUUUUUCUCUCUGCUGACCAGUGAGCGAGUGGUGAAGCAGUUCCCAGUGAUGACCGAGGCCAUAACUCAGAUUCGGGCUAAAGGCCUUCAGACUGCAGUCUUGAGCAAUAAUUUUUAUCUUCCCAAUGGGAAGAGCUUUUUGCCGCUGGACCAGAAGCAGUUUGAUGUGGUCGUGGAAUCCUGCCUGGAAGGUGUCUGCAAGCCAGACCCCAGGAUAUACAAGCUGUGCUUGGAGCGGCUCGGCCGGCAGCCUUCUGAGUCCAUCUUUCUUGAUGAUCUUGGACCGAAUCUGAAAGCAGCUGCCAGCCUUGGUAUUCACACCAUUAAGGUUCAUGACCCAGAGACUGCAGUAAAGGAAUUGGAAACUCUUUUGGGUUUUCCAUUGAGAACGGCUGUUCCAAACACUCGCCCUGUGAGAAAGACGAUGGAAAUUCCCAGAGACUCCUUGGAGAAGUACCUCAAAGACUUACUGGGGACCCAAGCCACAGGCCCAUUGGAACUCCUUCAGUUUGAUCAUGGACAGUCAAAUCCCACCUACUACAUCAAGCUGGCUAACCAACAGCUGGUUCUGAGGAAGAAACCGCCAGGGACACUCCUUCCAUCCGUGCACGCAGUAGAGAGGGAGUUCAGGAUAAUGAAAGCCCUGGCCAAUGUUGGAGUCCCUGUCCCCAAAGUUCUUGACCUCUGUGAAGAUUCAAGGGUCAUCGGCACCCCCUUCUAUCUGAUGGAGUACUGCCCAGGCCUCAUCUACAAAGAGCCCUCUCUGCCAGGCUUGGAGCCCAGCCAGAGGCGGGCCAUCUACACUGCCAUGAACAGAGUCUUGUGCAAGAUUCACAGUGUGGACCUCAAGGCCGCAGGCCUAGAAGACUAUGGGAAACACGGGGACUAUAUUGCACGCCAGGUGCAAACAUGGAUCAAGCAGUAUCGAGCCUCGGAAACCAGCACCAUCCCGGCAAUGGAGAGGCUCAUCGAGUGGCUGCCCCUCCACCUUCCCAGGCAGCAGAAGACCACAGUGGUGCAUGGGGACUUCAGGCUGGACAACCUGCUAUUCCAUCCGGAAACGGCCGAGGUGCUUGCCGUCCUUGACUGGGAACUUUCUACUUUAGGCGACCCCCUUGCUGACGUGGCCUACAACUGCCUGGCUCACCACCUGCCGUCCAAUUUUCCCAUUCAGCCAGGUUUGAGUGACUGUGACUUGACUGAGCUGGGAAUCCCUACUGCAGAGGAGUAUUUCAGGAUGUACUGUCUUCACAUGGGGAUCCCUCCCACUGAGAACUGGAACUUCUAUAUGGCUUUCUCCUUUUUCCGCAUUGCUGCAAUCCUGCAGGGAGUCUACAAGCGCUCACUCACAGGGCAGGCAAGCUCGGCUAGUGCGGAACAAACUGCAAAGCUGACUGAAUUUAUGUCUAACCUGGCAUGGGAUUUUGCCAUCAAAGAAGGGUUCCGGGUUUUCAAGGAGAUGCCGGCCACCAAACCGUUAACGAGGUCCCACCAUACGUGGGCCAGGCCACAGUCCCUGCUGAGGACCCCAGGCACAAGGAGCUACAUCACGUCGACAGACUCUUCCCCAGCUCACGCCUCAAAGGGAGCUCUGGUCUUCUCUCCAGAAGGCCUUUCCCCACCAGUCAGGGAGCUGUAUCAGCGGCUGAAGCAGUUUAUGGAGCGACAUGUGUACCCCGCUGAGCCAGAGCUGCAGCGUCACCAGGCCUCAGCCGAGAGGUGGACCCCUUCCCCGCUGGUUGAAGAUCUCAAGGAGAAAGCCAAGGCCGAAGGACUUUGGAACCUUUUCCUACCCCUGGAGACUGAUCCCGAGAAAAAAUAUGGAGCAGGGCUGACCAACGUGGAGUACGCACAUUUGUGUGAGGUCAUGGGCACGUCUCUGUACGCUCCUGAGAUCUUUAACUGUUCUGCUCCAGACACAGGGAACAUGGAGCUUCUGGUGCGAUACGGCACUGAGGAGCAGAAGGCCCGCUGGCUGAUUCCGUUGCUGGAGGGAAAGGCCCGCUCCUGCUUUGCUAUGACUGAGCCCCAGGUUGCCUCCUCAGAUGCCACCAACAUUGAGUCUUCCAUCCGAGAGGAGGAUGACUUCUAUGUCGUAAAUGGUCACAAGUGGUGGAUCUCAGGCAUCCUGGAUCCUCGCUGCCAACUCUGCGUGUUUAUGGGAAAAACAGACCCACAAGCCCCACGCCACCAGCAGCAGUCCGUGCUCUUGGUUCCCAUGGAUACCCCGGGGAUAAAAAUCAUCCGGCCUCUGACGGUGUAUGGGCUGGAGGACGCACCAGGUGGCCAUGGUGAAGUCCGGUUUGAGCAGGUGCGCGUGCCCAAGGAAAACAUGGUCCUGGGCCCCGGCCGGGGCUUUGAGAUUGCCCAGGGCCGACUGGGUCCCGGCAGGAUACAUCACUGCAUGCGGCUGAUCGGGUGCUCGGAGAGGGCGCUGGCGCUCAUGAAGGCCCGCGCGAAGUCCCGCGUGGCCUUCGGGAAGCCCCUGGUAGAGCAGGGCACGGUUCUGGCAGACAUCGCCCAGUCCCGAGUGGAGAUCGAGCAGGCCCGGCUGCUGGUGCUAAAAGCUGCCCACGUCAUGGACGUGGCAGGAAAUAAGGCUGCAGCUUUGGAUAUUGCCAUGAUUAAAAUGGUGGCCCCGUCCAUGGCCUACCGAGUGAUUGAUCGUGCUGUUCAGGUGAGCACAGAUGGUGGAUCGCUGGUUCGUUUUAAUCAUUUACAACAGAUGCAAAAGUUGCUCUCCUUCAGCUGCCCAACCUCCUGUAAAUUGACAGCCGCCCUUUGUCGCACAUUCAGCACACAUGACUUUCCUUUCCCUCCUCAGAAUGACCCUAUGAGGGGUCCUAUUCCUACCUCCAUUUUGAAUACGUGGAAACAGAAGCACAGGAAAAUAAAGUGAUUUGUCCAAGGUCACUCAGCUUGCAAGGAGCUGAGCUCAGAUUUGGGGGAACCUAGGUCCUUCUUACACCAGGUCCAGCCUCCAAACCAUUCAGGGAUGCCUCCUUCCCAAAUCUCAAUCCCUGACCCCAAUGUAGGAAUUUCCUGAUGACAGAAGUCACCUAGCAGAGCAGACCUGGUGAGUCUGGCGUCCCCGGGACGGCAAGUGCGGCCCCACCUCAAGUCUUUGAGAACAUAGUCAUCACACAGGUGUCAGCGGACAUCCCCGGGAAGGUGGCUGUUAGGAGCUGUUCUGAGAUCUUAGGAGCAGGCACUUGUUCCUGGGGCCCCUGAGGAUGAGGGCUCACCCAGGGCUUCCUCCC
Hippopotamus amphibius kiboko is the source of this 4273-nucleotide messenger RNA. RefSeq names its product acyl-CoA dehydrogenase family member 10 (gene ACAD10). Gene Ontology annotation, molecular function: flavin adenine dinucleotide binding; oxidoreductase activity, acting on the CH-CH group of donors. The record is from RefSeq and is a predicted model, not a curated record. NCBI's taxonomy places the organism in Eukaryota, Metazoa, Chordata, Mammalia, Artiodactyla, Hippopotamidae. Bases 127 to 3912 code for a protein of 1261 amino acids. The transcript is spliced from 20 exons.